AUACAGGAUGAAACUUUAAAAAAAUUAUUUUCAAAUGUGAAAUAUAGUGAAUUUUGAUCUAAGGGCAUUGAGGUAGAUCAUAAUUUCAAAUGUAAUAUAUUUAAGUAAUUAAAAAGCAUAUGCAAAAUUAAAUAUAAUAACAUUUAUAAACAAGUUGCAAUAAAUCUAGAAAGGGAUAAAUUACGAGGCUAUAUUGGGAGUUUUUCACAUUAUAAAUAUAGUGUAUAUGAAGAAAUAGGAAUAGGGCUUAAAAGCGAUUCACUAGAUAAUGAUGUUUAAGCAAAAGUUAAUGAAUUUCUUAAUCUACAAUCUUCACUUACCACAGCACACAGGAUAUAUAGCUUUAAUAAUAAUUCAAGCUAAAUGAAUGAUAAAUAUGAAGAUAAAUUUUCAAAUUAUAAGAGUAUUAUGAAUAGAGAUAUUUUUAAUAAUGUUGGGAUUUCUAUACAUAAAAAAUGUAUCAGUUAUAUAAGUAAUAUAAUUUAAAACAGAAAGAAGUGUUGUAAGGCAUAAAUAUUUGUAUGUUUCUAUUAUAUUUUAAACUGUGAUGAUGAGUUCUAUGCAUUUGUCCCAAAUGAUGCGAGUUGCAAUAAAAUAGAAUGUUUUAAUUCAACUAAAACUGUUGAAGAAAAAUUAGAUUUCAUUGAUUUUGAUCAAGAUUUUUUGGAGACAUUACUUUUUACUAAAUUUCAUAUUAAGAAUAGUAUCGAAAUCGCAGCAUACGUCUUAAGAAGAAAUAUGACUAUACAUCAAUGGUAUGGUAAUAGAUCUUUAAUGGAAAGUCUAAAGACUAUAUCCAUUAUAAACGGAGAAGUAGUUUGCAAGCAUUAAGAAAUUAGGAAUAAUAUGAAUUUUAUUAGUUCAGAAACAAAAAAUAGCUCUUCACCUCCAAAAUAAGACUCAUAUGAUCUUAGAUGGAAAUUAGGCAAAUAUGGAAAACUGAGUUUUCCUACUGAGAAACCAGAGUCAGAUAUAUCUGGUUCUUGAAAAUAUAUGGAAGAAUUGGUAAAAUAAGGCAUUUCUAUAAUUAUAACGAAUUCUGAGGUUUACCGAUUAAAAGAGAAAGGGGUUUUACAUCCUCGAGAAAAAAAAAGAGUUUUAAAAAAAAAGAAAAUUCCAACUUCAAAAGAAUUAGAAAGAUCAGUAUGUGCAAAAGUUGUAAAGAAUAAACAAGUGCUAAUUACUAAUAUUAAAAUUUCAUGUGGAAAACACUUCCUAUCUAAUAUAUUAAAGAAUACUUUUGUUCGUAUUUUUAUUGCAAUAUUUUUG
Messenger RNA from Plasmodium malariae, 1269 nucleotides. Lineage: Eukaryota; Apicomplexa; Aconoidasida; Haemosporida; Plasmodiidae. The record is from the annotation of a RefSeq genome assembly.